AUGGCGCGAGGGCGAGCAGCGGGCGCGCGGGGAGGGGCAGCGGCGCGCGGGGCAGGGAGGGGCGGCGCAGGAAGAGGAGCGGUAGAGAUCGGAGAAGGAGGCGUGGGGACGGGGGGGGUAGCGAUGGGCAUGGAAGCGGCGGGGCGGAUGGCGGGGGGGUGGGUAGCGGCGGGAGAGGUGGUAUCGCCGUCGGAGGUGCCAUCUGGGGGAGGCGUCAUCUCCCCCUGGUGCAUGCACGUGCACACCGUGCUCGGCACGCGCCUGCUCGUGCCCGUCGCUCCCAGCGCCUCCAUCAGCGACCUCCUCCGUGCGUUCCCCUUCGCGCUCCCCGUCCCCCCGUCCCGCACGUCCAGCUCGUCUCCCCCGUCCCCCACUGCUGCCUUCCCCCCCCUUCACUGCUGCCUUCCCCCCCCUUCACUGCUGCCUUCCCCCCCCCUUCACUGCUGCCUUCCCCCCCCUUCACUGCUGCCUUCCCCCCCCUUCACUGGUGUCUUCCCCCCCUUCACUGGUGUCUUCCCCCCCUUCACUGGUGUCUUGCCCCCCCCUUCACUGGUAUCUUCCCCCGUCCCCUAUGGAGUGGCACGUGCCACCCCUCCCAAGGGCACGUGCCACCCCUCCCUGGCGCAUGCAAAUUCUUUCAAUCCCUCCUUAGAAGUGCUGCGCCAGGCCACUCUGUUUGACGUCGCCCCACAACUCAAACUGGCUGACGUGUUGAAGCCUGAUGACGUCAUCCUCGCUUUUACUGGGGAUGCUGACGUUGCUGCUGAUGUCAGCGACUAUCUGACACACCACCUUGCCUUCGGCUCCUCUCUUCCGAGUCACAACGAAUCUCCCUUUAGCCCUCUCGACCACCAUUCACCGUCUCCUCACCACCAACUGCCACGUGGCAGUCUCUCCAACGACCACGUGGCGUUCCAGCGUGGGCUGCUGUCCGCCCUCGCUGCUUCUGACGUGGCAGGGAGGGGGGUGAAGGCGGUCAGCGAAUCAGGGGAGGGGAGGAGAGUAAGGGGGGUGGUGGUGGGGGGAGGGGGGAAGAGAAUGCGGCUGGAGGGGGAGGAGAUGGAGCGGAGGGGAGGGGACAACGUGCCCUUGUUGACAGAUGGGCCGGCGGGAGAGGGAGGAAUCAGUGGAGAGGGGGGAGGAGGGCGAGGGGAAGGAGGGCGGGGAGAGGGAGAAAGGGAAGGGGGAGGAGUAGUGAGAGGCGCGGAGGUGGGUGGUGAGAAUGGGUGGGUGCUUGGGAGCUGCGAGGGCAAGGAGAAAGGAGCGGUCGAUGAGAGACCAGAGGCGGGAGGGGGACAUGGGAGGAAGCAUGGGGGAGGGGAGUCAGGGGGAGGGGAAGGAAACGUGCAGGUGGGUGGAGAGGUGACCGCUGAAGGGGGGGGUGAGAGGAAGCGGAGGAGGGAGGGCAUGGAAGAGCAGAGGGUGGGUGAUGGCACUGGAGAGGAGGGAGGUGCGGAGAAGGUAGAUGGGAAGAGAGCAGAUGGUGCGUCUGAUGGUGAGAAGAUGGGUGGGGAGAGUGUGGGUGUGGUACGGGCAGGGAAAAGACAAAGAGUGAGGGAGGGGAGUGAGAAGGAUGGGGUGGUGGAGGGGAUAGAGGGGGAUGGGGGGGUGGUGGACGGAGUUGCGUUGGAGGGAAGAGGGGGUGAGAAGGGGAAGGGAAAUGAGAGAGAUGCGACUGUGAGGAGGAAAGAGAGUGGUGAAGGGGAUGAGUUGAAGGAGAGGGAAGGGGUAAAGGAGAAGGAAGCUACCAAGGGAAAAGGGAAAGAUGAGGCGAAAGGGAAAGAUGAGGUGAAAGGGAAAGAUGAGGUGAAAGGGAAAGAUGAGGUGAAAGGGAAAGAUGAGGUGAAAGGGAAAGAUGAGGUGAAAGGGAAAGAUGAGGUGAAAGGGAAAGAUGAAGUGAAAGGGAAAGAUGAGCUAAAGAGGAAGGACGAGAUGAAGGGUAUGGAAGGGAAGAGCGGGAAAGUAAGUGGGAAGGGGAAAACAGCUGAGGGAGGGCGUGAGGAGGAGGAAGAGGGAGCAGUGAAUGGGGUGAAGGAGGGCCGUGCACCACAUGGUGCUGGCGAUACUGCCCGGGGUGCUGUGGUGAAGGGUGGUGGUGGAGGGGGUGCGAAUGAGGAAGUGGAGCGAACAGACAAGGCUCAGACGAGAUCCUCUGCUGUUGCUGCUGCUGCUGCUGCUGCUGCGAGCAAGGCAGUGGCAACGAAAGGAGCAGCAAGCAAGACGAGUGGGGAAAAAGCAGACAACAAAGCAGGUGCGGGUAAAGCAGCAGAUGACAAGAAACUAGCAUCGAAGGCAGGGGGGGGCAAGCAAGACGGAGGAAGCAAAUCUAGUGUACCAGGUUCAGGAGGAAAAGAUGCUGACGCAGAAGGACCCAGCAAAGGAGCUAGCAAAGGGGCAGCCAAAGGAGCUAGCAAAUCUGGUGCAGCAGCAUCAGGAGGAAAGGCUGUUGAUGCAGAGGGAGUGGGCGUUGUGAGGACAGGUGGGAAGGAGGAUGAGCAGCUGAGUGAGGAGAGUGUGGAGGCGAGUGAGGGAAGCGAGACGGAGAGUGAGGGAGAAGUGGAGGAGGAGAACGAGGAGGAGAGUGAGGAGGAAGAGGAGGAGAGCGAGGAGGAAGAGGAGGAGAGUGAGGAGGAAGAGGUGGAGAGCGAGAAGGAAGAGGAGGAGAUUGAGGAGGAAGAGGAUGAGAGUGGGGAGGAGGAGGAAGAGGAAGAGGUGAGGGAAAGGGAUGACAAGAUCAAGGAGCAGGGCAACGCAAGCAAGGGAGUGCACAAAGGCAAGGGGACAGUGUUGGGGGUUGCCAAGGGAAAGGGGGCUGCAGAGAAAGCGGAGGUUGCGAGUGGAGCGAAGGAGGCAAGCACAAAAAAGGGAGGUCACAAGGGGCCUUUGGAAGCAGCUGCUGCAGAUGUAGCAGCGGCGGCACCAGCAGGUGCAGGAGCAGCAGCAUUGACGGAUGUGGGUGGCACGGGGGGGAGCAAGACAGGAGGGAAGCGUGGGGGUGGAGGCAAGAAGGCUGAUAGCAAUCCUGCUGCCCCUGCCGCUGAGGCAGGAACACAAGGUGCAGCCGCUACUGCUACUUCUGCUGCGCCUGCUGCCCCUGCCCCUGCUGCUGCUGCUGCUGCUGCUUCCCCUGCUGCUUCGGCUGUUGCAGCAGCCAAGUCUGCGAGCUCCGGGGAGGCGGCUCCUCUGGAAGCUGGAAGAGGAGGGGGGAGGGGGACGGGAAACGCAUCGGCAGAAGGGAGGGCAGGAGAAGGAGGGAAGGCAGCAGGUGGAAGGGGAAAGACGGCAGGCAAGGGGAAGGCAGCAGCAGCUGCCGCUGCUGCUGGCAAGGCAAAAGGAGGAGCAGCAGCAGUAAAGGCGGGUGCGUCACGUGCAGCAGAGGCAGCAGGGGCAGGAUGGGCAGAAGGGCCAAUAGAUACAGCGAACCCGACGGGUCCAAGAGUGCCUCUUCGAAUGAGCGCACCACCAAGCGGCACCUUUCGUUACCCCCGAGCCACUUCCCCUAUUGCCUCCACUGCCCCUCUUGCCUCUGCUGCCCCCUUGCCUCCACCUUCCCCCACGGCUGGGCCGCCCAGUGUAUCUACUUGUUAUGAUGUAGUCGCAUUUGCCAUUCUAUACCGUGUCACUUUUUCCCACGUGUUGUUUGAGCUCGCCUCACUGACUGCUUGGCUUGCCCCUCCCCUUGUGGUUUCUCAACAGCCCUAUGCCGACCAGGGCAACGACCUGAUCGACGCGCUCCCAGCGGCGCUCUGGCACCGCAUUUUCCACCUGCUGCUGGAGCGCCCCUGCACCGCCACCCCUCCGCACUCCGCGGGCGGCCGCUACUACUGCCGCGCGCGCAGCACGGCGCAGCGAGCAGAACCCAACUCCAGAGGCACCGGCGGUGGCGGCGGUGCUGGUAAUUCUACUGGCCGCAAUGUCUCACGAAGCGAUGAGAAUGGUGCGGCUAGAGUGGAACCGGUGCCCGUGUUCGUGAAGGCCGGGGUGUCGCCGUGCUGGCUGCAUGCGCGCAACGCUCGCACAUAUGGCUCCUCGUGGCCUCUGCUGUGCUGCGCGCUCGCCAGCAAGAGGCUGCUCCACCUCGUCGCCUCCUUCUCCGUGCGUAGAGUGCUCCACUCGUUCUCUGUCCCUCCACGCCCUGCUCUCGCGACUGCUGCCCCUCCACACACUCGCAUUUUGCAUGAACAAGGCACGCCCAUGAGUCUGCACCUCACAGCCGCCCAGCCCCAGUGGACCACCAGCGUGCGCUGGCUGCUCUCCCGCUCCUCUCCCACCUUUCCUUUCCUCCGCCUCUCCUUCUCCCACCCCUCCCUCAUCCCCCUCAUUCGCCGCCCCUUCACUCUCCCCUCCUCUCCGGUCUCCUCCUCCCUCUCAUCCAUGCAACUAAGCUUGAGCAUUAGAGAGAAAUUCACAGAGGAGGAUUACCGCCAGAGUGACUGGAAUCUAGGCUUUCUCAAGACCUGCUCCUCCCUGCACUCCCUCGCACUCGAACGUGGCGCCUGGCGCUUGGGUAGAAGCUGCCUCACCGCUCCCUGGAUGCAGUCCCUUCGGAGCUUAACCCUAAAAAAUGUGGACCCCAGGGGAAUAUCUCUUAAAGCCCUGGCUGUCAUUUCCCCUCAGCUGCACGAAUUCUCGUUCUGCGAGCCGUGGAAGCUGGAGGAGGAGGGAGGGGAGGACUGCAAGGGACCCGUGCUGCUGGAGCUCGAGUUCACCAGGGCUCGCCGCCUCUCCUUCCGCUUCCUCACCCACGAGCUCAAGCUCAAACUCGCCCUUUCUCACGACUCCCUCGCCUCCUUCUCCGCCUGUGCCCAGUCCCUCACUCUCGCCUGCCGCUCUGCCCGCCCUCUCACCUUGACCUAG
Closterium sp. Naga37s-1 is the source of this 4857-nucleotide messenger RNA. Lineage: Eukaryota; Viridiplantae; Streptophyta; Zygnematophyceae; Desmidiales; Closteriaceae. The record is from the annotation of a GenBank genome assembly.